CAUUGUAUUGCACACCUCUAAAAAAAACACUGCCUCUGAUUUAUCAAUAUAAAAAAGAUCCUCUGAGAGGAGGGCACUUUUGUGUGAUGGCAACUUCACUUCUAGGGGAGGAACCGCGGGUAGGCUCCACGCCGCUGGCCAUGCUCGCCGCGACCUGCAACAAGAUCGGCAGCCCCAGCCCCUCGCCGUCUGCCCUUUCGGACAGCGCGUCCUCCUUCGGCAAAGGCUUCCACCCCUGGAAACGCUCCUCCUCCUCAGCCUCGGCGGGCAGCUGCGGUGCCGUGGGCUCCGGCCUCCCGGGCUUCGGCGUGGCGGGCGCGGCGCGGAACGGCUCCUCGGCGGCGGCGGCAGCGGCGGCAGCGGCGGCGGCCGCCCUGGUCUCGGACUCAUUCAGCUGCGGCGGCUCGCCGGGCUCCAGCGCCUUCUCCCUCACCUCCAGCAGCGCGGCGGCCGCCAGUUCGCCCUUCGCCAACGACUACUCCGUCUUCCAGGCGCCGGGCAGCGCCGGUGGCGGCGGCGGCGGCGGAGGCGGCGGCGGUGGGGCGGCGGGACAGGAGGCGGCGGCGCACCAGCCCGUCUUCAUCUCCAAGGUGCACACGUCGGUGGAGGGGCUGCAGGGCAUCUACCCGCGGGUGGGCAUGGCGCACCCCUACGAGUCCUGGUUCAAGCCCUCGCACCCGGGGCUCGGCGCCGGUGAGGUAGGCUCAGCGGGCGCCUCCAGCUGGUGGGACGUGGGCGCCGGCUGGAUCGACGUGCAGAGCCCCAAUGGUGCGGCCGCGCUGCCCGGCUCGCUGCACCCGGCGGCCGGUGGACUCCAGACCUCGCUCCACUCGCCACUGGGCGGCUACAACUCGGAUUACUCGGGCCUGGGUCACUCGGCCUUCAGCAGCGGCGCCUCCUCGCACCUCCUCAGCCCCGCCGGGCAGCACCUCAUGGACGGAUUUAAGCCGGUGCUGCCCGGCUCCUACCCGGACUCGGCCCCCUCGCCGCUGGCCGGCGCCGGGGGCUCCAUGCUGGGCGGCGGCCCCGCCGCUCCGCUGGCCGCUUCGCCGCGCUCCUCCGCCCGCCGCUACUCGGGCCGCGCCACCUGCGACUGCCCCAACUGCCAGGAGGCCGAGCGGCUGGGGCCGGCGGGGGCCAGCCUGCGCCGCAAGGGGCUGCACAGCUGCCACAUCCCCGGCUGCGGCAAGGUCUACGGCAAAACCUCGCACCUGAAGGCGCACCUGCGCUGGCACACGGGCGAGCGGCCCUUCGUCUGCAACUGGCUCUUCUGCGGGAAGCGCUUCACCCGCUCCGACGAGCUGCAGCGGCACCUGCGGACCCACACGGGCGAGAAGCGCUUCGCCUGCCCCGUCUGCAACAAGCGCUUCAUGCGCAGCGACCACCUCAGCAAGCACGUCAAGACCCACAGCGGCCCCGGAGGCGCCGGGGGCCCCGGCGGCGGCGGCCCCGGCGGCGGCCCCGGCCCCGGCGGCAAGAAGGGCAGCGACACCGACAGCGAGCACAGCGCGGCCGGCAGUCCGCCCUGCCACUCCCCGGAGCUGCUGCCGCCCCCCGAGCCGGGCCACCGCAACGGCCUGGAGUGACGGGGGGAGGAGCGGGGCCAUCGCGCCCCCCAGUCCCGCCACCCUCCCGGUCGCGCAGCUCCCCCGAGCGCGCAGCCCCGCGGUGGGGCGCGGACACGUAAGUAGCCGGCACGGCUCCGCAAGAACAGCGCUCAGCCCCGCGGCAACUCCGCUGCCCUCCCGGAGCCCCGCACGGGGCUGGCGGUGCGGCCAGGCCGCGCAACCCCCGCGACGGGGCUCGGCAAGGGGGCAGAGCCGCGACCCCCCGUGGGGCGGCCCCGCCGCCGCCUCCCUUCCCCUUCGCCUUGAGACCCCCCGCCUCGAGCUGCUUUUAGAACGGAAAAAACACCCACGUUCCCUCUGGCUUUGCUGCUGGAAACCGGCCCGUGCUCCCUCCCUCCGCCACCGGCGCCGGUACAGCCACAGUGCCCCGGCGGGGCGGGCGGACGGGCCGGGGCUGCCCCGCUGCGGGGCUUCCGACGGCAGCGCCGCCAGCCGCGCUCCGCGCUCCGCACAGCGCCGAGCCGACACUCGGACCUGCUCUCAUCCCGGUGCCUGCUCAGAGCCCGUCUGCUCCCCGGGACCGCAGCGGCAGUGUGCUUAUUUCCCUUCCCCUUUUUUUUUUUUUUUUUUUUUUUAAUUUUAACAAAUUGUUUACCUCCUCGAGUCCAAAUUUCACUGCGUUUGCCAGCGCAUUUGUAUAAUUCUCGUUUGAGCAGGAAUCGCGAAAUACGUUAAAAAUGAUUAGGUUGAAAGUCGUAUAUUUUUUUUAAACUUCAAACAAAUGAAGAAGCACCGUGGGUUUCGAGCGAAGAUGUAUUUCCAAUGCCAAAAAAGGGAGGCUGGGGGGUAUAGGAAAAUUAAAUAUUUGUAAAAUACGUCUGAACCUAUAGGUUUGUACCACUGGGGAAUCGUUCUAGAUUAGCUAACAAUUAAAUAAAACUCCACCAAUGUAUCGGUGUGAGGUGCAGUUGUCCAGGAGACGAUUUUGUAUAGUAUUUUUCUUGUAAAUUACUUCCAGUAAAUAUUUGAAAAUAUAUUGAAGUACACUUGAGCUUUUUUUUUCUUUUUAAUUUUUAUUUCUUUUCCUGUCACGAAAAAAACUUUCUUGUUGCAGUCCUGGUUCACUGCAUUUUUUUUUUUUUUUUCUGGACUCCUUUCUUGCAGUGUGCAUCAAAUCACACUUCAGGAUAUAGGUUUUGCUUGAAUAUUAAUUUAGCUAGGCAUACAACUGUAAUUAAGCAAACAAUAUUUGAUAAAUGUUGAAUGACAUUUAAUUUAAUGGAGCAUGUACUUAUUUGCAUUUGCUGGCAGUUCAGGUAUAGUUACGGUGAGAGUUCUCCUAUAUUUCAUAAAGUGGGUUUGCCACGACCCAUGUAUUAAAUAAACUGUCCAAGUGAAACUGAACUAACGUUGGCCUAUGUGUAUUUCCUGAAAAUAAUAUUGAUAAAUGUUAAUAAACACUCCUGACACUACAUUAGCGGUUUGCAAUGCUGCAAACUAAUUGUCUCAUUGUAAUGUUGAAAUAAUUUGGAUAUUUCACAUUGAAAUGAAAAGCCCUUCGCUGGAACAUUUUAGAUUUGCAUUUUAAAUGCAUGAAAUG
Messenger RNA from Corvus hawaiiensis (hawaiian crow), 3168 nucleotides. It is a transcript of the gene SP8, whose product is annotated as Sp8 transcription factor. NCBI's taxonomy places the organism in Eukaryota, Metazoa, Chordata, Aves, Passeriformes, Corvidae. The record is from RefSeq and is a predicted model, not a curated record. Gene Ontology annotation, molecular function: DNA-binding transcription factor activity, RNA polymerase II-specific; RNA polymerase II cis-regulatory region sequence-specific DNA binding. Gene Ontology annotation, biological process: regulation of transcription by RNA polymerase II. The transcript has 2 exons. The coding region runs from base 87 to 1586 and encodes 499 amino acids.